This is a messenger RNA of Aphanomyces astaci, 1281 nucleotides long. RefSeq lists its product as hypothetical. Lineage: Eukaryota; Oomycota; Saprolegniomycetes; Saprolegniales; Verrucalvaceae. The transcript is spliced from 4 exons. Bases 1 to 1281 code for a protein of 426 amino acids. The record is from RefSeq and is a predicted model, not a curated record.
AUGGCACUCAGCGAUGGUGGCUUCGCGCAUUUGUUCCUGGUUCUGUCGUGGAACCUUAUGUGUCGCUCGAAAUCCAACAGAGACAGUCCGGAUCGCUUUGGAAAGUCACUUGCUGCGUUGGUUUGCGGAGGCAGCUCGAAAGCAAAGAAGGACAUUGGGACUCACUCCAUUUGGAAGGGUGCUGCUACGUUUGUGUCAUCGGGCAGCACCGGGGGUCCGUCAAUUAUCAGUGUGUGCCUUCGGUGUGGAUGGUCCCUCGGAAAUGUCAUGGAGAGGUACUUUCGGUAUGAGGCAGCUGGUGACCAGUUCACUGGUCGAUGUGUGGCUGGAUUACCACUGAACUGCGCUGACUUUGCUGUCCUGCCUCCACAUCUUUCGGGUGGUAACGACUUAGUGGUUGGCCAGGCUGUCCAGAUUAUGUUUCUGUCCGUUUGCUCCGAAAUCCACCUGGUUCCAAUUUUACAGCUUAUUUUGGCAAGUUUGGUGUAUCACCGAAUUGUUUUGAUUGGGUCCUUGCCUCCUCACCAUGCCCUGCUGUCCACAUCGCUGUUUACGAACCCAGACCUGUUUGCCAAUCUUACUACUAUUGUGAUUUCGGGCUCAACAUCGUCAUGCUUGCGAGCCAGCGGAAUCCCUCCUUAUGUUGAAAUAUACAGGAAAUUGGGAAAAAACGAAGUGAUUUUGAUAUCCAUGCCCGCCAAGAUUUUGGACGGCGUGCGGAGUAUUGUCGAAGACCAUGGUGUGGUAGCUGGCAACAUUACACGAUCGGUUCUAGAGUCGUCUAUUGCCAGUGCCUUGUCGUCCAUCCAACAGUCAAAUAGCGCCAUGUCCCCCGCACAACAAUUGCCAAUUGAUUCGCAGCCUCUGGUGUAUGAGCCAUUUCACUGGGGUCGGAACAUGGCCCUCAACCCCUCGGAGCAAGAGGUCUCCACGUCGUUCGACACGGCGCGAGGCCUUUUCGACCAACUCUGCGGUGAAACAUCAGCGAAACGUGUGCGGCGUGACGGACAGCUCAACAUCACGACGCUUGUCCGUCUUCUCCGCCAACUCGAGCCUUCCAAGACGCCUCGGGUCUUCAAGAAGCGCAAACGCUCGGAGCAGCGAGCAGGAAGCCAUGGGUCACUAGCAGCGCUAUUCCAACUGGUCCGGCAAGUCCACCAACGCCAUCGCCAGGUGAUCCUCAACCAUAUGCGCCGUCACUACGUCCUUGUCGGCAAUGAGUUUCUGGAUCAUGGGGGCAACAUGCCAUCUCGGUUCAAGCGCCUGUCGCGCAUCUCCUAA